Molecule: messenger RNA, 1779 nt
Organism: Nicotiana tabacum (common tobacco)
Lineage: Eukaryota; Viridiplantae; Streptophyta; Magnoliopsida; Solanales; Solanaceae
Source: RefSeq, a predicted model, not a curated record
CAUCCAACCGCACCAGAUCCAACUCAAUAGUCUUCUCCGCUUAUCGGAGUAAAACACAGAAAGAGUGAUACACCACUUUCUCCCGAUUUCUCCUCUUAAUUCCUUCAACUCAAAUAUCUUAUUAUUCCCCUGAUCCAACCCAUUCACUUCGUUUCAACUUAUUGACCAUUUUCACCUCUUUCUUCUAUUCAAAUCUUCUCUUUCAAAUUUCACCAUUUGAUCUUCACUUCCACACCAUGAACAUCAUGUAAAACUGUAUUUUCGUCGAGUAAUUCAAUUAUUUAAGCAAUGAUAGAACAGUGAGACGCGAAAUUUAAGAGGAUCCACGCGAUUGGGAUUGCCGCCGGCCGCGGCGAAAUGGAUGCUUCACCGGCGAAGUUUCUAUUUGGAUUCCUCUUUGCUUCCAUAAUACUAUGGAGUAUUUUCGUGUUUGCUUCCAGUAUGCUGGCUUGGAUUCUAAGCCGAGCCAUGGGAGCAUCUGUUUCCUUCCGUGUUGGAGGAUGGAAAUGCCUGAGAGAUGUGGUGGUGAAGUUCAACAAGGGUGCAGUUGAAAGUGUAUCCAUUGGCGAAAUUAGACUCAGUAUUCGUCAAUCCUUGGUGAAGCUUGGGGUUGGUUUUAUGUCCAGGGAUCCAAAACUACAGGUGUUAAUAUGUGAUUUAGAAGUUGUAAUGAGGUCUCCCAGUAAAAUCUCAAAAAAAGCAAGAUCUCGUAAAUCUCGCAAGUCAGGUAGAGGGAAGUGGAUGGUUGUAGCUAAUAUGGCUAGAUUUUUGUCAGUUUCAGUGACUGAGAUGGUUGUGAAGACACUAAAAGCUACCGUUGAGGUCAAAGAAUUGACGCUUGAUUUAUCUAAAGAUGGUGGAUCCAAGCCAGAAUUAUUUGUCAAGUUGCUGCUUGCUCCUAUUUUUGUUCACUUUGGUGAAUCACGAGUCAGUUGUGAUCAAUCAUCAAUGCAUGGCGGAUCUUUACCUUCCAACCAUACAUUACUAGGCAUGACAGAGAGGGUCUCUGCUCCUUUCAGCUGUGAAGAAUUUUCCAUCAUGUGUGAGUUUGGCCAUGAUAGGGAAGAAGGAGUGGUUGUUAGGAAUAUGGAUAUUGCCACCGGUGAUGUUUCCAUUAAUCUGAAUGAGGAGCUGUUACUUAAAAGGAAAGGUGAAGAUGCCUUUUCUUCUACAGAUGUAGCUGAAAAGGUGGUCAAUGAAUCUGGUACUGCUGUAAAGCCAGUGAAAAAACCAGCUAAUUUGGCUGUUAUGAAAUAUGCGUCAAUGUUCCCUGAAAAGCUUAGUUUCGUGUUACCCAAACUGGAUAUGAAGUUUGUGCACCGUGAAGUGGGCCUUAUGGUUGAGAAUAACAUUAUGGGCAUCCAACUGAAAGGCACAAAAACUCGAUCAUUUGAAGAUGUUGGAGAAAGUACGCGGGUUGAUGUUCAGAUGGAGUUCAGUGAGAUUCAUCUACUGAAAGAUGGUGGCAUAUCAGUCGUGGAGAUAUUAAAACUUGAUGUUGUCUCUUCAGUAUAUAUUCCACUUCAGCCUGCUUCACCCAUCAGAUCAGAAGUUGAUGUCAGGCUUGGGGGUACUCAGUGCAACCUGGUGAUAACGAGAUUACAUCCGUGGAUGCAACUUCAUGCUUUGAGGAAAAGGAAAAUGGUUCUUCGAGGAGAAAGUUCUACUCAUGAAAAAUCACCCUCAUCUGAUCAUAAAGCAUUCAUGUGGACCUCCACUAUUUCGGCGCCAGAAAUGACUGUAGUGCUCUAUGAUUUGGAUGGCUCACCACUCUAUCAU